AUGUCAGUCACACUCUGGCUCCUUGUGUUCGUGCCUGUCGCAGCCCUCAUUCGCUUUGUCGGCAUCCCGGAUGACACCCCGCAGCAAUCCAAGCCCUUCCUCCGCCAAAUCUUCGACGGCCUCUGCUACGCAAUCCUGCGCUUCCUUCAUCUUGCCUUUGCUGUACACAAAUCCUUCCAGAGCUGGGUGCAAAUGACUCUUUUGCAGAACGAAGUUGACGUGCAUGACUUGCUUUUGGGCGACCGGCCGGCGUUGGUAGAGGAGAGGGCGGAGCUCGAGAUGUUUUUGCUUUCAUUGCCCCAGAGACCGGAGCAUUUCGCCGUGGUGCUUCCCGAUGGGCAUACGGACGAUAUUGUUGAUGAUGUUGAAGCCCUGUGUGCCUGGAGCGGCAUGGCGAAGAUCCCACGCCUGACUGUGUACAGCAGAGAUGGCCGCCUCAAAGAUUUUGCCGAUGCCAUCGAAGCACGCCUGCGCAAAUCAAAGAUAAUCAGCCGGGCAUACAACAACAAACCCCCAAGCAUAAUUCUGGACCUUGGCACCCACCACGCCAAACGCCACAUCACCUCCCCCGGCAACCACCCACUCCACGUCUCCCUCUGGUCGCGCGAAGACGGCUUCCCUGCACUUGUCGAGCUUUCCCGCUCUCUCGCCAAGCAAGUCAGCGCCGGCACCCUCUCGGCCAAAUCCAUCGACGAAACCAUGGUGGCAUCCUGCUAA
Kickxella alabastrina is the source of this 717-nucleotide messenger RNA. RefSeq lists its product as uncharacterized. NCBI's taxonomy places the organism in Eukaryota, Fungi, Kickxellomycota, Kickxellomycetes, Kickxellales, Kickxellaceae. The record is from RefSeq and is a predicted model, not a curated record. The transcript has 2 exons. Gene Ontology annotation, molecular function: ditrans,polycis-polyprenyl diphosphate synthase [(2E,6E)-farnesyl diphosphate specific] activity. The coding region runs from base 1 to 717 and encodes 238 amino acids. Gene Ontology annotation, cellular component: endoplasmic reticulum membrane; dehydrodolichyl diphosphate synthase complex.